AUGGCGGGCCUGACGGCGGAGGAGCUGCGCGCCGAGAUCGAGGCGGCCAAGCAGCAGGCUGCGGCCGAGGAUGUCAGAGCACGACAGAUCGACAUCGAGGUCGACGAGGCCACGGAGCGGCAGCGGCUGCGGCGUGAGCUGGAGCAGGCAAGAGCCACCCUGUCCACCAAGCAAACCCGGAAUCGGUUUUGGAGCGCCUUCCGGGACGAUGUGGACAAGGACAGGGCAGGGAAGCAUCUUGCGGAUCCGGGAAAGGCCCAGCCUCACACUGCCAAGCCGCAGCUCCUGUCGGCUUCAAGCAUCGAGCAGUGCACCAGCUUCGGGCACGCGGUCGCGCGCGGCGAGUACGUGUGGAAGCUCCAGCAGGUCUCAUGGCUCCCGAGCAUGCUUCGCCAGGAGGAGCUCUUGACGGCGCAGUCUGAGAUAUUCUGGGUGGAUACCUUUCCCUUUCAGUUCGUUUACAACCCGAACGGAGGCGACCUCGACUCCACCUUCGACCCGCACGAUCGGUCUGCGCAGGGCUCGGUGGCCAUCAUGGCCGACCCCGGCGAGGCCGUCCUGCUUCGGUACCGCAUCUACGUCAAGGCACGCAGUGGCUCCUUCGUGCAGUGGGGUGAGACGUGUGACGAGGUCCUUGACGGGGAUGUCACAGCCUGUGGGCCGGAUGUGAGCUGGCAUGAUCAGGGCCAUCCUUCGGCCACCGGCCUUUUUGGGCUCACCUUCAAGCAGCUGCUGCAGUCCGAGUGGGUGGAGGACGACACGCUGACCUUGAAGUUUGUGCUUGAGGUGCGACCUGAGGGGUGCUAUGAGUCGAAGGUCCUCAGCCAGACGGUCGAGGUUCCGGAAGCUACCAUGAACCGCGACACGAAAGCUCUCUUGGAGAAAGGCACGUGCAGCGACGUGCGGUUCAUCGUGCAGGGCGAGGAUGUGCAUGCGCAUUCGCAAGUCCUCUGUGCAAGAUCCGAAGUCUUGGAGAAGCAGCUGACGGGCGGCAUGCAGGAGACGGCCUCCAAGGUGAUCGUGGUCGAGGACUGCGAUGUGGCUAUUUUCAAAGCCUUCCUGCAGUUCCUGUACACCGACCGCCUGCCCACCAUCGAUGAGCUUGCGGCCCAGGCUCCAAGCGACCAGAGGGGCGAUGGCAAUGUGCAGCUGCUGCAGAUGCAGGCCUUGCUCGCUGUAAGCCACAAGUACCAGGCCACCAGGUUGCAGCGGUGGUGCGAAGCGCAGCUUUGCGAACGGCUCAGCUCAGCCGAGGUCUGCGGGAUACUCGGCCAGGCACACCUCUUCCAGGCCAAGCAGCUCGAGAAGGCCUGCCUCGCCUACAUCAAGCGCCACCUGACCGAGGUGCUCAAGCUCCCCGCGUAUGCCGAGAUGGUCGCGAAGUGGCCCGAAAUCGGGAUGAAGCUGAGCCUCUUCUCGGCAGGCGUGCCGGAGGCGGAGGCGGCUGCCGUCGUGGAGGCGAGCAGCACAGUGGAGACGUGCCACAAGCGGCGGCGGCUGCAGUCAUGUGCACAGGAGCAGGACCUCAGAAGUGCUCCAUGCAACGACGUGCAAGAGCAAUCCCAGAUGAACGCGUUGCUGCUCCUCCUCUUCGCCGGCCCCUGCAUCGCAGUCCGCCAGCAGCUCGACGGCGGUGACGGCGAGACCGACCAGAUCACCAUCCGGAAGGUGAGGGACAUCCUCGAGGGCGAGGAGUACUUCCUGCCAGAGAAGCCACACCGCGAGCGCGAAGGGCAAAACCUGAUGCAGAAGGAGGAGCAGCAAGUGGAAGUGGAGGGCUGCCCGCGCUCCUCCACGGAAUGGCAGCUCACCGGAAAAACCCUCGGGCAAGGCGCCAUGGGCAAAGUGGUCGAAGUCUCGGCGUCAGGUCGUCGAGGCUCCUUUGCCCUCAAGAUUCCGCUCGAUUGGGAUGCCGAGGAGGAUGCCAAGCUCGAGGUGGCCGUCAUGAAGGCCUCCGCGUUGAAACGCUGCGACCAUGUCAUGACACUUACCGAAGCCUCACCGUGCGUCAAAGGACAAGGAGUCAACCGUAUGGCCUAUGUCGCUCCCGAGAUGGCCGGAGACUUGGACAAGUGGCUCCGUCAAUCUUCGGCCCGCAGGAAGAACCGGUGCGGUCAGAGCGUCGUGGAGCAACUGGUGAGCGGCAUGAAGUGCCUGCACUCGGCAGGCUACAUCCACGGCGACUUCAAACCUGACAAUGUCUUCUACAAGGAGUUGGAUUCCAGUGGCUGUCCGAGUGGCGUGGUCCUAGCGGAUUUCGGGCUCUCGCACAGGAUCGGCAGCACGAUGUCCCAGUACAGCAGCCGCUACUAUCCGGGCUCCCACCACCUCCCUGGGAGCAUCUUCUCCGGGGCAAGCGACACCCUGCACAUCGCCACCGGGAGACGGGGCCAAGUCGAGGUCCGUGAGGACAUCGACAGGUGCUCCCUCAAGUGGGUGGCCUCGAACUUUUUCGGCAUCCAGGUGAACUAUCCACUGACGCGGGGCACCUGCGGACCCAUGGGCCCGCGCAGGUGA
Symbiodinium natans is the source of this 2517-nucleotide messenger RNA. NCBI's taxonomy places the organism in Eukaryota, Dinophyceae, Suessiales, Symbiodiniaceae. The record is from the annotation of a GenBank genome assembly.